AAGCGCGCGUCGCCAUGUGUGUGUGUGACUGUGUCUGUGAGCGUGCACAGGAUUAGCGAGUAAUAACGGAAGAGAAUCAUUACGCGAUUGAUGGAAACACUCAACAUGGUGGACGAAUAGACGAACAAUGUGACAAUGUUCGCGCGUCGAGAUCGGUUCUGGGACAGACGAAAGAACGCACGAUGACAACAAUAUAAUCGCUUUUUUGUGUGUGUUGUGUGUUAGUUUGUUUGUUUUGCCGUUCAUUUGCUAGGUUAGUUAUUUAAGGGUCCAAUUAGAAAUGGCAAACGGCACGAAGACUACCAUGACGCCGAUAAACGGCACAUUGAAUUCCACUCUCCUGGUGCCGACGUAUCUUAGCCAUGAGGAGUUUCUCGCGCUUCGGACGAACGCCACAGAUGGCAAUUUCACCGUCAACGAUACGACUAUAGGAGUGGUGUUCAAGACGUGGUAUCCCUCGGGAUAUUCCCCGGCGCACAUCAUCAUAGCCUCAGUGGUGGUGACGGUGCUGAUGAUAAUGGUGGUGGUGGGAAAUAUGCUGGUGAUAAUAGCGAUAGUCACGGAGAAAUCGCUGAAGAACAUCCAGAAUUGGUUCAUAGCGUCGCUGGCGGUUUCGGACUUUUUUCUGGGGCUGGUGAUCAUGCCGUUCUCUUUGGCUAACGAGCUCAUGGGGUACUGGAUAUUCGGGUUCUGGUGGUGCGAGAUACACUCGGCCAUGGAUGUGCUCCUGUGCACGGCUUCCAUCAUGAACCUGUGCCUCAUCUCGCUGGACAGAUACUGGAGUAUAACGCAGGCGGUGGACUACCUCAAGAAGCGGACGCCAGCUCGCGCGGCGCUGAUGAUAGCUGCCGUCUGGCUGAUGUCGGCGUUGGUGUGUAUACCGCCGCUCCUGGGGUGGCGGGUCAGCAGGCCGCCGGAGCAGUUCCCUCAGUGCAAGAAUAGAAUAGAACAGAAUAGAACAGAACAGAACAGAACAGAACAGAACAAAACAGAACAGAAGAGAACAGAACAGAACAGAACAGAACAGAACAGAACAGAACAGAGCAGAGCAGAGCAGAGCAGAGCAGAGCAGACCAGAGCAGAGCAGAACAGAACAGAACAGAACAGAACAGAAUAG
Messenger RNA from Aricia agestis (brown argus), 1117 nucleotides. Its product is annotated as alpha-2C adrenergic receptor-like. Lineage: Eukaryota; Metazoa; Arthropoda; Insecta; Lepidoptera; Lycaenidae. Gene Ontology annotation, cellular component: membrane. Gene Ontology annotation, biological process: adenylate cyclase-activating adrenergic receptor signaling pathway. The transcript is spliced from 4 exons. The coding region runs from base 281 to 1117 and encodes 278 amino acids. Gene Ontology annotation, molecular function: G protein-coupled amine receptor activity. The record is from RefSeq and is a predicted model, not a curated record.